This is a messenger RNA of Sporothrix schenckii 1099-18, 1395 nucleotides long. RefSeq lists its product as uncharacterized. The transcript is spliced from 3 exons. The coding region runs from base 1 to 1395 and encodes 464 amino acids. The record is from RefSeq and is a predicted model, not a curated record. Lineage: Eukaryota; Fungi; Ascomycota; Sordariomycetes; Ophiostomatales; Ophiostomataceae.
AUGGCACGGCAGUUCGUCGCCCAGUGGGUCCUCCAAGAGGCCAUCACUGAGCAAAGGACAACCAUACGGACAGCCACCGCGCCAGUGACACUGCACUUGGAGAGCAUUUCCAACAGUCAAACGUCUUCGUCGUUGUCUUCAUUUUCUUCCUUUCCGUCUGCACCAUCUUCCAAUCGACAGCGCGCAGGGCCCGAAGCCGAGGCAAAGCCGUCGUACCGCAUCUGUAUUGUCGAGGGCUCGACUUUGAUAACAGAAAUUGACACCUCAAAACUCAAUCCCGGCAACAGCGAAAUCCGCAUCGUACCGCCAACACGGGCCACGCUGCUCGUUUCUGAGGGGGACGAUCCGACCGUGAGCGAAGGCGGGAAUGGAGGCCGCUAUGGAAUCGGACGUGGCAGUGGCCGUGGUAUGUCUCAGUCACAGACACAGACUGGCUCGCAACAUGCCUCUCAAAGUGUAUCACAAAGGAAGAAGAGAUCUCUCCUCAAGCUGUGCUUCCUCAGUGUCGGCGAUCUCAAGGCCGCGUCCCACGAGUUUAUGCGCAUCGGCCUUCGAUGCACCUCCUUGCCAACACGUGACGGCCGCACGACCCUGAGCAGAACGUCCUCUGUCGUGUCAAUGCAGGCCAGCUCACAAGGUUCACAGGAGCGGAGUUCUCCAAACAAAACUGCGCCGGGUCUUGCACGCUCUAGCAGCCUCAUCGCCCGCACAUCGACGGCCCUUCAGCCGGCUGUGCGGGCUGCGUCGACGGCGUUGGCAGCCGUGCCAGCCGAAAGACGCUCCACUGGUCCUCUGGAAAGCCCCCUCAAGCGGACCUACUCCGACGCACCGCCGGACCUCGCCAAUGCUAACAGAAUGAAGCGUCGCCAGACGUCUGUUGCGUCACAGACCACAUGUUCACCGAGUCUCCUACGUCGCGAGUCGUCGGCUGCGGAUGUUCCUAUGCAGGACGCUCGACAGCCGCCGCCCGUCAACGUCCCUGCAAGCCGAUCUCUCAGUCGGACGUCACAAUGGACGGCCUCGAACGACGUGGACGAGCCGCCGCCGCGACGAGAACUGCCACAGUCAGUCACGAGACACCUGUCGCGGACACCGAGCCAGGACACGCGGUCAGCCAGCGCGCAUGGUCGCAGAGGCGCCACGGCCGACACGGAAGUGCAGACGGCAGCGCCUUUUGUCGAGCCGGAAGUCGCUCUCCUGGCAGGCAUGGACCUCUUCCAAGAGCUGGCCAAUCUCAAGGACGGCAUGCUCAAGGAGUGCUUGAGCAUGACGAAAGCACUGGGCGCCGACGACCACGACGAGGCCGAAGCGCGUCUCGUUGCACGAUACGCCAUUGAGUUCCAGACUCGCUUUACAGAAAUCUGCACGCAGCGGACACACUCAUUCUGCAUGUAA